Molecule: messenger RNA, 1371 nt
Organism: Aspergillus puulaauensis
Lineage: Eukaryota; Fungi; Ascomycota; Eurotiomycetes; Eurotiales; Aspergillaceae
Exons: 5
Coding region: 1-1371 (456 amino acids)
Biological process (GO): secondary metabolite biosynthetic process
Molecular function (GO): FAD binding; monooxygenase activity
Source: RefSeq, a predicted model, not a curated record
AUGAUCCCCAUCGCCCAAAAACAAUCCCGGCACGAGUCCAACAGCCUGGACAUCGUCGUAAUCGGCGCCGGCCUCGCAGGGGUCGGAGUAACAAUCUCCUCCCUCCUCGGCGGGCACAAGGUGCAUCUCCUCGAAACCGCGCCCCAAAUCGGCGAAAUCGGCGCCGGGAUCCAAGUCCUGCCUAACAGCUCGCGCGUGCUCCAACACUGGGGUCUUGAAGAGGCGUUGCUCAAACACGCGACUGUGCCCACGCAUGUGAAUUUCCGGGGCUGGCGCGGCGACCUCAUUUCCGCGCUGGAGUUUCGGGAGUCGGAGAGGCGGUAUCCGGGGACUUGGUAUCGGGAUUUCCAUCGCGCGGAUUUGCAUCGUUGUCUGGUAGAGAGGGCUGUGGAGUUGGGGGCGCAGCUCACUACGAGUGUGCGGGUUGUGGAUGUUGUUCCUGCGGGGGAUGGGGUCACGUCUACGGCUGUGGCGGACGAUGGGAGGGAGUUUGUUGGUGAUCUUGUUAUUGAUGCCACUGGGGUGUUUGGGAAGUUGUCUGAGAUCAUGCUGAAACGGCCUGAUCCGCCUGUGAAGACGGGGGAUUUGGCGUAUCGGCUGCUGCUGUCGACGGAGGAGAUGGUCAAGGAUCCGGAGUUGAGGACGCUUGUCGAGCAGCCGCAGGUCAAUUACUGGCUUGGGCCGGAUAAGCAUGCGGUCAAUUAUGUGCUUCGCAAUGGGAAACAGUUUAAUAUGGUCCUGCUGGUCCCCGACGAUAUCCCCGAGGACUCGCUGGCGACGACGGCCAAGGGUAAUGUCGAGGAGAUGUGCUCGCUGUUCGAGGGGUGGGAUCCACGGAUUGAGAAAUGCCUGAAGCUGUGCCAGUCCGUGCAAAAGUGGAAGCUGUGCAUCCGACUGGGCGAAUGCGACUGGACUCACCCUUCAGGAUCGUGGAUCAUGAUCGGCGACGCUGUGCAUGCGACCUUGCCGUAUCUCGCAUCUGGCGCCGGAAUGGCCUUUGAAGACGCCGCCGUCAUCGGCGAAGUCCUGUCGCGCCUCCCCAAUGACCCUUCCAUCAGCAAGAAAUCGCCUGAGUUCCUGGCCCAGAAGCGUCAUGCACUUGCCGUAUACGAGACCUGCAGGAAAGAGCGCACGCAGAUGGUCGUUAAGCGCGGAAAUGUCCAGCAGUAUCUGUAUCACCUCCACGACGGGCCGGAGCAGGAGGAGCGAGAUAGGAAGAUGAGGAUGGUUCCUACGCCGGAAGGAGAGUGUUUGGCCUGGAGGGAUCCGGGCCUUGCGCCGAAGUUGUUGGGAUAUGAUCAUAUUGCUGAUGUUAAUGAGCACUGGGAUGUUGCAGUGGAUGUAGAGGGUCAGAUGGCGUCACGGCUUUGA